Messenger RNA from Sturnus vulgaris (Common starling), 1700 nucleotides. The record is from RefSeq and is a predicted model, not a curated record. Lineage: Eukaryota; Metazoa; Chordata; Aves; Passeriformes; Sturnidae.
AAUAUUUGGCAGAGACUUCUGCAUAAGUUGAGAGGACUUUUCUGCCAGUAUCGCUUCAGAGAAAAGAGAGUUUAAGGGGAAAAACCCCAUUGACUUUCUUCAUGGCUACUGAAAAGGGUCUUGAAAGAACUUGUCUUGUGAGCGAGAGGGACACCAAGAAGUACUCCUUGGCCCUAGACAGGAUGAGCUGGCUUCAGAAGAAUUCAAAUGAAGAGAGGCAGCAGCAGGAAGCAGAAGUUACAGGAGCUAAUCCAGCGUAUCACUGUCACAGCUACUCACAGGUUUAUGAGAACAGAAAGAGGGAGCAGCAUCAAGCCAGGAGGAAGCUCUGCAUAGCAUCAGUAAUUUGCACCUUCUUCAUGAUUGCUGAGAUAACAGGGGAGUAUGUGUGUGGGCAGAUCGCCGGGAGCCUGGCAGUGCUCAGCGAUGCAGCACACAUCCUGGUGGACCUGACAAGCUUCCUGAUCAGCCUCUUCUCACUGUGGCUCGCCUCCAAACCUCCCACCAAACAGUUCACUUUUGGGUGGCACCGAGCAGAAAUUCUGGGAGCUUUCAUGUCAAUGAUAAUAGUUUGGAUGGUGACUGGUGUGUUGAUAUAUUUGGCUUGCAUGAGGCUGCUACACCCAGAUUACGAUAUUGAUGCUACAGUGAUGCUCAUUACUUCUGCUUGUGCUGUGCUCACCAACAUCCUACUAAGCCUGAUUCUGCACCAGACUGGCCACGGGCACAGCCAUGGGGCACAAGCCAGGGAAAGCGAGUCAGCCCCUCUGGAAAAGCCAGCUCUGAGCAAUGCCAGCCUGCGGGCAGCCUUUGUGCAUACCAUUGGAGAUCUAUUCCAGAGCAUUAGUGUGCUAAUUAGCGCACUUAUCAUCUUCUUUAAGCCACAGUACAAAAUAGCUGACCCAAUCUGCACAUUUGUGUUUUCCACCUUUGUCUUGGCAACUACCAUCACGAUUUUAAGAGAUAUUUUAACUGUGUUAAUGGAAGGAACAUCAAAAGGAUUUGCUUAUGAUGCUGUAAAAGCAAGAAUUUUAGCAGUUGAAAAAGUGGAGUCUGUUCACAACCUUCAUCUUUGGUCUCUGACAAUGAAUCAAACUGCUCUCUCUGCUCACAUUGCCACAGCAGACACAAUGGACAGCCAGAAGAUUUUGAGAGAUGUUACCCAAGCACUGUUUGAGCACUACAGCUUCCACUCCAUCACCAUUCAGAUUGAAUCAGGAGAGGCUCAGAAACGAGACUGUGUCUUCUGCCAAGAGCCCAGGGAUUAAAGGGAGCAGUGUGCCAUGCCAAAUAAUCACCACCCCUCUUACAGGUCAAUGGAGACUGUAUGUACUGGUUGGAUGUAGUUGAUUAACAACAAAUGUCUGAUCCUCAGGGAUAUGCUCUUGGUACAAGGUUGUUUUCAGAAUACUGUCUGACUGACUGGGGAGAAUUUCUGCAGAAGUGCUACUGAGAUAUGCAGAGGUCAGAGACAAUUUCUAGACUUGUCUGCUUUUCUAAACUUUACAUCUUGUUGAUUGUCAGAAGAAUAACUACAAGAAAACUGACCAAAAAUGCUAUAUAAAAAUUAUUUUUGGAACCACUGUGAAAUGGAAAAGUAUUUCUUGUGUAAGUAGUCUAUCUGCCAUGCCUGACUGUUUUCUGAUGAAGUUCAUAUGCACAAGUACAGACUUUACAGAGUAGUCCCUACUGAAAUUCUA